Messenger RNA from Benincasa hispida (wax gourd), 2394 nucleotides. RefSeq names its product alanine aminotransferase 2 (gene ALAAT2). Lineage: Eukaryota; Viridiplantae; Streptophyta; Magnoliopsida; Cucurbitales; Cucurbitaceae. Gene Ontology annotation, molecular function: L-alanine:2-oxoglutarate transaminase activity; pyridoxal phosphate binding. Gene Ontology annotation, biological process: biosynthetic process. The record is from RefSeq and is a predicted model, not a curated record.
UUGGUGUUGAAGAAAAGGGGAACUACCAUAACAAAAAAAUUGAGAUUCUAAAAUCAGUGGCAUGGUUUGGUAUGGAAGAAACUGGAAUGGGCAUUAAUGGCGGAAUGGAAGAAGGAACGAUGAGAAGAAGAAGCGUUGCUUUUCCGUCUCGGAAUUAGAUUCAAACUGCAUAUUGAUGUUGCAAUCCAUGUGCGUCUCCGAGACGACUUCGUCAGCUUCGACAGUGACAAAAGCAUACGCGUGCAGCCAUGGAGGAACCUUCCUUUUCUUGCGCCCCAAUAAAUUUCGACGCGGAAGUUCGAGCUCUGCAACUUCCAACCAUUUUUGUCUCUUCUCUUCAACCAAACCAUCACCUACAGCAGCAGCUCUUCAUCCUUUCUGUCUCUCUUCUCUUCAUACGCUUCUUCGUCCUUGCUUAUGGCAUCUACUUCCAACGAUUCCCUUCCCAUCUCCAUUCAAAACAUCAAUCCCAAGGUUCUGAAAUGUGAGUAUGCUGUCCGUGGUGAGAUUGUCGCCCUUGCUCAGAGAUUGCAAGAAGAGCUACUGACUAAUCCAGGCUCACGUACUUUUAAAGAGAUACUAUACUGCAACAUAGGAAAUCCUCAGUCACUUGGUCAGCAGCCAAUAACAUUUUUCCGUGAGGUUCUUGCAUUGUGUGACCAUCCAUCCAUUCUGGAAAGAAAGGAAGUAGAGGGUUUGUUCAGUGAAGAUGCUAUUAGGCGAGCUUCAAAAAUUCUGAAACAAAUUCCUGGGAAAGCAACUGGUGCUUACAGCCAUAGUCAGGGAAUCAAGGGGCUACGUGAUGCGAUUGCUGAAGGAAUUAAUGCUCGUGAUGGUUUUCCUGCAGAUCCCAAUGACAUAUUUUUAACAGAUGGUGCAAGCCCAGCAGUCCAUAUGAUGAUGCAAUUGCUGAUAAGUUCAGAGAAAGAUGGAAUACUCUGCCCCAUUCCUCAGUACCCUCUAUACUCUGCUUCUAUAGCUCUUCAUGGCGGUACUCUUGUUCCAUACUAUCUUGAUGAAGCAUCGGGAUGGGGAUUGGAAAUUUCUGAGCUGAAUAAGCAAUUGGAAUCUGCCAAGUCUAAGGGUAUUUCAGUUAGGGCAUUGGUGGUUAUAAAUCCCGGCAAUCCUACUGGGCAGGUUCUCACUGAGGAAAACCAAGAGCAAAUAGUGAAGUUCUGCAAGCAAGAGGGCCUCGUUCUUUUGGCAGAUGAGGUAUAUCAAGAAAAUAUUUAUGUUCCAGACAAGAAGUUCCACUCUUUUAAGAAGAUUUCACGCACCAUGGGUUAUGGUGAAAAGGACAUCUCCUUAGUAUCGUUCCAGUCUGUCUCUAAAGGAUACUAUGGUGAGUGUGGAAAACGGGGAGGUUAUAUGGAGAUCACCGGGUUUAGUGCUGAUGUGAGGGAACAAAUAUACAAAGUGGCAUCUGUUAAUCUUUGUUCUAAUAUUACCGGCCAGAUUCUGGCUAGCCUUGUAAUGAAUCCACCAAAGGAUGGGGAUCUCAUCUAUGAAUCGUAUCGUGCAGAGAGAGAUGGAAUCCUUUCAUCUCUGGCAAAGCGUGCAAAGACAUUAGAAGCUGCACUGAACAGUUUAGAAAAUGUAACGUGCAAUAAAGCAGAAGGCGCAAUGUACCUAUUCCCUUGUAUUAAGCUGCCUGAAAAGGCAAUCAAAGCAGCAGAAGCAGCAAAAACGGCUCCCGAUACAUUCUAUUGCCGCCAACUUCUCAAUGCCACUGGAAUAGUGGUCGUCCCUGGUUCUGGCUUUGGACAGGUGCCCGGUACAUGGCACUUCAGGUGUACAAUACUACCCCAAGAGGACAAGAUCCCAGCUGUCGUCUCUCGCCUGACUGACUUCCAUAAAGCAUUCAUGAACGAAUAUCGCGACUAAAGCUCUUGGGACUCCUGUGUAUCAAGGUGUAGUCAAAUUCCCCUUACUUCUUGAUGGCAACUAAGAUGACUGUGUGUUAUGCUUUUUUUUCAGUUAAGGAAUAAUGUGGGGUUGGUGGUGGUGGUUACCUAAACAAUUUACCAUGGCACAGAAUCUCUCUGUGCCCCAAAUUUUGAUUGUUCAGCAAAGCAUCUUAUCUUUAAAUAGAAAAUAAAAACAACAAAGCAGUUACAAGCAUACAAGGCUAAUUGUAAGGCAACACAUGAAGAAAAUCUUGAAACCAGAUUUUUUUUCUUUUUAUUAUUUUUGGGUGGAGUUUUGAACUUUGGACUUCGUGGAAAGAAAUUGAGUUGUAACCUUUUGGGAUUUCUUUGGUAGGUUGGAAAAUUUAGAAAUGACUAUAUCUAGGUACAUCCCGAACAUCAUCUAUCUUUAUGUAUCUUACUCUCAUCACACACGUAGAAAAAUAGUUAAAAUAUUUCAAAAAAGAAGUAAGAAGAAUUUACCACA